Molecule: messenger RNA, 4522 nt
Organism: Monopterus albus (swamp eel)
Lineage: Eukaryota; Metazoa; Chordata; Actinopteri; Synbranchiformes; Synbranchidae
Gene: larp1
Product: La ribonucleoprotein 1, translational regulator
Exons: 21
Coding region: 294-3512 (1072 amino acids)
Biological process (GO): positive regulation of translation; mRNA stabilization
Cellular component (GO): cytosol; cytoplasmic stress granule
Molecular function (GO): RNA cap binding
Source: RefSeq, a predicted model, not a curated record
CCCUUCAUACCGUACGUGCGCGCACCCCUCUAUCGCGUGGUGGGGAUCAUCCAUAUUGCUGCUAGUGGUGGAGAUAAGGUUGUAAUCUUGGGAGGCCCUCGGACACGGUUCUUUAUUUGUUUAAAUGUUUUAAACCAGCGCUGACCGCUCGGACUGAAGCUCGUCUGCUCUGGGAGCGACAGAGGAGCGGCACACUCCGCGGUACUACUUUGCAUUUCCUUGAAAUCGAAGUCGGAUUCGGACCGGGGGAAGGACUGGUAAUCCUGAGGGGGGAAGAAAGACGGUGGUGGGAAAUGGCCACUCAGGUGGAGGCUCUCCUGCCCGGCAACCCGCUCGCAAAGGCGGAGGAGCACGGCAAAGUGAUCCGCGGUGGGCCUGAGGAGGAGGAGGGAACCCCGGCUGCGAAGGAGCAAGCGUCUAAACCGGCGACAGAGGACAGCAAAGUGGGCUGUGACAGCGAAGACAAGCAAAACGAGGAGGGUGUUAAAGGCAACAGGAAGGAUUUUCCUGAAGCUCCUCCGCCCAAGGUGAACCCGUGGACUAGGAAGAUGAACGCGGUGACCGUGGUCAACGUGAAUGGACAGGCACACCACGAGUCGAGCGGCCCCACCAAGGUGGUGAAAGCAGGGCACCCACCCAAAGCCAGACGUGGAGGAAAGGUUGGAGAUUUUGGUGACACCAACAGUUGGCCAACUCCUGGGGAGAUCGCAACUAAAGACAUGCAGAUCGAGGCAGUGGCACGGACCGUGUCCUGCCCGCCGACUGUCAGGCAGGUCAGAGACUCAUGGAGAUUCACUGCUCCCAAGAAGACGACAGUCAAGAAGGAGUUAAAGGAGAAGAGAGAGAGCAACGAGGAGAGCAAGGAGAACCUGAAGGCCAAGUCGGAUGACUCCGGAGAGGAGAAGAACGGCAACGACGACUCCCAGAAGAAUGGAUCCAAGAAAAAAGGAAACAAGCAGAAGUGGGUUCCUUUGAUGAUCGAGGUGAAGUCUGAGGGUCCCAGGGAGCGCUCAGCCUCUAGGAACAACAGCAAGCAGAACGAAAACCCCCGUCUGCCUCCCAACGCCAGGAACGACCUCAGAGACUGGCACAGUCAAAAGUACGAGCGAGAAUGGCGUGAUGACCACGAUGAGGUGUCCAGCGUGAAGAGCGAGGGGGCACCAUUCCGCGGAGGCUUCAGAGGUCGCGGACGAGGAAGAGGAAGAGGUCGGGGACGAGGCAGAGGUGGUGGGAGAGGCCACUAUGAAUAUCACUACGGCUACAAGUCUUACGAUAUGAAAGAUGGACCCUAUGGCCAGAAGUUCAGCAAUGCAGUGACCUAUUACUACGACAACAUGAGCAGCAACGACCUUUACUCCGUCGACCAGGACCUGCUGAAGGACUACAUCAAGAGGCAAAUUGAGUACUACUUCAGCCUAGACAACCUGGAACGUGACUUUUUCCUGCGGAGGAAGAUGGAUCAGGAGGGCUUCCUGCCCAUCGGACUCAUCGCCAGUUUCCACAGAGUGCAGGCCCUCACCACAGACAUCAGCCUCAUUCUGGAGGCUUUGAAGGACAGUAAGGAGGUGGAGCUGAUAGACAUGAAGAUCCGUCGGAAGGUGGACCCAGAGAAGUGGCCGCUGCCGGGCCUGACCAUGCCCAACCACACCCACACCGACUUCUCCCAGCUCAUCAAUUGCCCUGAGUUUGUCCCCCGACAGACGAGCGAGGAGCCCAGAGGGUCUCCCAGGUCCUCCACACCAGUGCAGCAACAGACCAAAAUGGAGCCAGACACCUCCAACCUCAAGACAAUGCCCAAGGGCCUCUCUGCCAGCCUCCCCGACCUGGACUCCGAGUCCUGGAUUGAAGUCAAGAAGAGGCCCAGGCCGUCCCCGGCCAGACCCAAGCCACCCUCAUUGCAGCAGAAGGAGAAGGACGACUCUGUUCGCUCUCCUGUGCCCCAGCCCGGCUCCUCGCCCUCCCCCGCUACCUCAGGAAAUAAGGAGGGAGUGGAGCAGGAUGAACCCGAGGAGCUGGACUUCAUGUUUGACGAGGAGAUGGAGCAGAUGGACGGACGGAGAAACACCUUCACCGACUGGUCGGACGAGGACUCGGACGGUGAGAUCGACGACCACGACGUCAACAAGAUCCUCAUUGUGACACAGACGCCGCCCUACCUGAGGAAGCACCCGGGGGGCGACCGCACGGGCCACCACACGUCGCGCGCCAAGCUGACCAGCGAGUUGGCCAAGGUGAUCAACGACGGGCUCUUCUACUACGAGCAGGACCUGUGGGAUGACACGUACGAGCCCGAGUACGCCACCAUCAAGCAAGAGGUGGAGAACUUCAAGAAGGUCCACCUGAUCAGCCGCGAGCAGUUUGACUGCCUGACCCCUGAACCCCCUGUCGACCCUAACCAGGAAGUCCCCCCAGGCCCCCCACGACCCCAGCAGAUCCCCACAGACGCUUUGGCGAACAAACUCUUCGGCGCCCCUGAGCCCUCCUCUACAGCUCGCUCACUCCCUACUACCGUGCCUGACUCACCCAACUACCGCAGUGCUCGGACACCCCGCACACCUCGCACCCCUCACCGCAAGGACCCAGCCAUGACGCCACGCUUCUACCCAGUGGUGAAAGAAAGCCGGCCCGUUGAUGCCAAGACGCCCAGGAAGAGGAAGACCCGCCACAGCUCCAACCCGCCUAUGGAGUGCCACGUCGGCUGGGUGAUGGACUCCAGAGAGCAUCGCUCCCGUACCACCUCUGUCAGCUCUAAUGCCAGCCCAUCAGAGGGCACCCCCGCCCUGGGGAACAUUGGCUGCACGCCCCAGUCCCUCCCCAAGUUCCAGCACCCAUCACAUGAGCUGCUCAAAGAGAACGGCUUCACGCAACAUGUUUACCACAAGUACCGCCGGCGCUGCCUAAAUGAGCGAAAGCGGCUGGGAAUUGGCCAGUCACAGGAGAUGAACACUCUCUUCCGUUUCUGGUCGUUUUUCCUGCGGGAUCACUUCAACAGGAAGAUGUAUGAAGAGUUCAGACAGCUAGUGGUCGAGGAUGGGAAGGAAGGAUACAGGUACGGUUUGGAGUGCCUGUUCAGGUACUACAGCUAUGGUCUAGAGAAGAAGUUCAGGCCAGACAUCUUUAAGGACUUCCAGGAGGAGACCAUGAAAGACUACGAGGCUGGCCAGCUUUAUGGGCUGGAGAAGUUCUGGGCUUUCCUGAAAUACUCCAAAGCAAAGAACUUGGAGAUUGAUCCCAAGCUGCAGGAAUAUCUGCGCAAGUUUAAACGUCUGGAGGAUUUCAGAAUUGAUCCACCGAUCGAGGAAGGAGGCCAUAAAAGACACUCGUCCAGCGGGGACGGUCGCCGCCGGCACCCCUCUCAGCCCUCCAGCCGGCCCCACAACCAGGCCAGCUCAGGCCCCAGCCCUGCCCUCGCUGCCGAGGGUUCUGCAGCCAAGGAUAAUGCCAAACCCACCAGCCAGAAAGCCCCCACCCGUGCCGCUGACCCUGCACCAGAUGCCAAGACACCGAAAUAACUCCACAAACACGGCAGCCUGCACGGAUCAGCUCAACCAUGUCUGUAAGUCGCCGGUUCUCUCUGCGCCACAGGAGGGAGAAGGGGGCGUCCAACUUUUCAGUCAAGCAUGGGAAUGGUUUUCUUUUCCUGCGACAACUUAUGCUCGAGAAAUAAGGACAAAAACAAUUAAUAUGGCUCAUUUUAUUAAUUUGCUUUAAAUUUUUAAGAAAAAAUGGCCUUAACGAGGCAGAGUUUUUUUUUUUUUCUUUUAUGCACCAUUAUCAGUCCACAUGGAGGAUUGUUUAGCAGUGACCCACUAUGACCCUGGAAUCUUUUUGUUCAUUUUGACCCCCCUCUCUGUCACUGGGACCCCUCUGACAUUGUCACUGUGCUGAUGGAUGAAACACGUUUGAUUUUUUGUUCAGAUCUCUGACUAAUGAUUAUGAUUUCUUCAGCAUGUGCUGGGACUGGGGACUAUAUUGAGCAUUUGCAAAGCCCCGCUGGUGGCCCUCCAGAGGCCACGCCACACCUCCCAUCUAACUGGACCAAAGUGGUUUGAACCGAGCAACUGACAUUUCCAUCUGCAGAGCCUCUAAUGCUCUCAGCUGGGGGGUGAAAAAUCAGACAUCUUUGAUUUACUUUAUGGCUGGACAUUGAGGGGGGGGAACAUUAAAGAACCAAGUGACAAGAGAGGAGUUGAAGACUUGUACCACCAGUGUGGACAUGAUCUUUGAAAGUUGCCUUAUUUGAAUGGUUUUUCUGCUUUGAACCUGUGCCCGCCCCCUUGUUGUCGAUUGUAUAGUGCUGAACCUCCCCUGUACGUCCUUGGCAGCAUCUCCAGUGGAGGCCACCAGGUGGCACAAUGUCUGCCAGACUGUUCUCCAUCACCCCCUUGUCCCUGAAUCACCAUUUCCUAGAUGUCUUCCAAGUGUUACUUGCUCUGUUACAAGUCCAUCAUGGCUUCUUGUGGUGAAUCAACCUGGUGGAAGUUUAUCGCCUUUUCCUCUACACCCCCCCCCCCAAAAAAAA